Brassica napus (rape) is the source of this 3234-nucleotide messenger RNA. Its product is annotated as egg cell-secreted protein 1.4. The record is from RefSeq and is a predicted model, not a curated record. The coding region runs from base 2743 to 3129 and encodes 128 amino acids. Lineage: Eukaryota; Viridiplantae; Streptophyta; Magnoliopsida; Brassicales; Brassicaceae. Gene Ontology annotation, biological process: double fertilization forming a zygote and endosperm. The transcript has a single exon.
CAAACUUUUUUAAAAGUUGUUUAAGAAUUGUCUUAAUUGAAAUGAUUUUCUUUCCUUUUUUUCUACCACCAUUAAUUUCUUACUUUAAAAGUUAAUAACAAUCAAUAGAAUUCUAUACACAAGUAAUGAAAUCUAUGUAAAAGUAUUUGAUAAAAUUUGGUAAAUCUAGUUAACUUGUAAAAUCCUCUCAACUAUUAAAAUCAUCAAAUUCCACAGAAAUUCAUGUUCCAAUAACCCUCCUUAUUAGAUUUAAAGCUAAUAAUAUAAAGUUUCAGACAUCCAAGGAAGGAUAGAAACAGCAUUAACUCUCAAGCCUGGUGAAAGGCAAAAAGCUCUUAGGCGGCCACUGCGAAUGUUUUUUUUUGAGAAACAAACCUUUCCUAUUAUCAUCAUUAACAUCCCUAGCUCAGACGAUUCAUAAGUUAACACAGCAAGAGUACAAGAACUAUAGAGUACUGAUAAGAUGAAACUAAGUUUGUUUUAGGUCUUAGAGACAAUAGCGAGGAUGAGAAGUAUUUAUAUAAAGAAAGAGGAGGCGUCCGAUUAUUAUUAGGGCUUUCUUCUUACUCACACGAGCUUUCACUAAAACCUAUUCGCUCUGUUUCGUUAUGUAAGUAGUUUUAGCAAAAAAUAUUUGUUUCACAAUAUAAGUUGUUGUCGGAACCCAAAGCAAUAAAUAUACAAUAUUCCACUUAAAAACAUAAAGGUUUUGUCGUUAGUUUUCAAUUUUUUUAACACAACUUACAAUGUCAGUCAAUUAGCAUUUACUACUAGUUACUACUAGUUACCAAAAAAUCUAUUUCUAAAUUCACUAUAAAUACCACCGUAAGUGUUAUCUUACUCCAUUGGUUUUUGUUUUUGAUUUGCUUUCUUCGAUCUAUUUUUUCUUCAUAAAAAUAUGGAUCAAAAUGAAGAAAAAAGUCAAAAAGAAAACAAAACAGAAAAUGUGGCUCUUCUUCAAUUGGAAGUAGAUAAUACUUCUCGGUCUUUUUCGUCAUAUAUAACUAUUUCUCAUCGAUAUGAAUUAUGUUGUACAUAUCAACAAACUUGGGUUCGUGAGGUAGACUAUUUUUAUCCAACAUAGAGAAGCAAAAGUGUAACCUACUUGUUAUAUUGGCUUCCUUCAAAUAAGGCUUGAUGCUGUUGGUAUGACGUCGAAUAAGCCCUUCUUUCUUUCGUCUAAAUAGUGUUGUAAGACUCACGCCCAUAGUCAUAGACAUUGAUCUCAAAGUUGUCCGUUUGCAUAAUGGAACAGCAGUAACUUGAGUUGGCUCGAUUGUGAUUCUUUUGCGACCACAAUUCUCCGUUCUCCGAUGAGAUACAUUAACUCUUCCAGUAUUAGUUGUUGCUUUUGCUUGUCUCCAAAUUCUUUGUACGGUUGCAAUAGACACCGAGAACUGAUGAGAAACUUCUUUUGUUAUAUUUUUUUCCAACUUUCCCGCAAUGCUCUUCUCAAGUAAAGCACCGAAGACCUCGUGCCUUUCUUCAUUUGACAAAAAUUUCCUGGUUUUUGGUAAAUUUGGUUGACUUUGAACAACAUCAUGUCCUGUUACAAAAAUUAAUUUAAGAAAUAAAUAAGGUUAAAUGGAUAGUAGAAUUAUGACUGACAACAAAACAACAUAUACAUAUUUUAAAACAAAGGAAAUAAGAUUACGCCAACAAUUUUUGACCAGAGCAUCACACAAGCCAAUAAAUGAUUAAAUAUUGAAGAAUAUAAUGGUUUAGUGGUGACCACCACAUAAAUCUCUUUGACACUGUUCUCUUAGAGAAUAUAAUAAGUAAACACCAAUGAGUAACCGAAAAAAAUACCUGGACUAAUUGGUAUAUCUUUGUAGCCAUUGUUAACGUUUUCUUCUUUUUCUUCUGAUGGAAUUUCGUUUAAAUCAAACAAGAUAUCGCUCUCAUAAUUUUGAAACGAAACAUUUAAAUCAAAAUCAGACGCCAUAAGAAAGAAUGAGUGACCAUUCUUGGUUCGAAGCUUAAAUAAGCAUAUUACAAACUGUUCAAAAGUUUUACUUUGGCUCCAUCAUAAAAUUUUGAUUUUUUAGUUUAAAUUAGUUAUACAAAAAUUUGGCUCCAAAAUGUUGUAAAAAAAUUUCUAAAAACUCAACCGUGUGAUUGUUAGUAUUAUUUUUUAUUAAUUUUAUUACUAACAAUAAUCUCUUUCUAAUUAAAUGUUGCAGACAAAAUGAAUGUGUGCAAUAAAUAAAAAAACGUUUUUAUUGUUGCUUUAGAAAAAGUUGAAGUUUCUUAAUACCCGCGGUUUUAAGCAAAACUUCUUACGUAACGAAACGGAGGGAGUAUUAAAAGGGUUGUUAAUUAGAAAACUUAAGUACAUACCUAAAUGUUAGGUAUUCAAAAAGAUUAAAGUUUGGCUGCUGCGAUUCGAGCCCAGGUCUCCACGGCCACAAAGUGGAAUUCUCACCACUAAACUACAGCCACUUUGUUGGUCAAUCUUGUUGAACGUAAUAGAGGUUUGAUACAAAGAAACCUUUUGUAUACAUCCUCCGUUACUCAUCUGUUCUUCACUAAAAAGCCUAACGCUUCACUAAUCCUGUUUUAAUUACUCCUUAGUCAUUUACUCUAGACCAGCCCCCACUAAUAGAACCUUUUAUUACUCUUAAUAAUCACACCACUAACUCCAAAAAAAUCAGUAUAAAUUCGAUCUAUCGCUAGCCCUCUCUGAUCGCACAACCAAGAAAUUUACAAAAAAAAAACAAAGCCACAGCAAUAAAAAAAAGAAUGGCUUCAAACACCACUUUCCUCUUCGCCACCGUGGCACUUCUUGGCCUCCUCCUCCUCCAAAUCACCACCGUCUCAUGCAGAGAUCUUCCAUCGGAGUCAACCAACAUAGCGGCGAGGCUCCAAAGCGGAGGACUAAUGGAUUGCUGGAACGCAUUGUACGAGCUUAAAUCAUGCACUGACGAGAUCGUUCUCUUCUUCCUCAACGGCGAAACCAAACUCGGUGUUAGUUGUUGUGAAGCCGUCGACGUCAUUACGACCAGUUGUUGGCCUGCGAUGCUCACUUCUCUCGGCUUUACAUCUGAGGAAGCUAAUGUCCUACGUGGCUUUUGCCAGGAUCCAAACUCUAGCGACUCUUCUCCAGCUGCUUCUCCCAAGAAAGCUUGAUUGUGAUAUUAUUAAUACAAGCAAAUGGCUAUGAAAAAAUCUUUUAAUGCUCGUGUUUUGUUUUAGAUCCAUUUAACUAUUAUCAAAUAAAAGAUUUAUCAAGUU